UUUAUUUGUAAUGUCGGUGAAAAUUAAAUUGAUGAAAUUUUGAUAAUUUGUUUUCCAAAUGUGACAGCAUGUCAGCUUUACUAGUUGAUUUAACAGUGUAAAUGAAAGUAUACUGUCACGUAGACAACUUUUGAUUCAUUCAUGAACGGAGAGGAGUCGGAUUUUAAUCAAUCCGACCAAAAUGACUGGCUUGAAAUCGAUCCCCAAACUGAAAUUAUAUCCGUUAUAUCACCUGAUAUCGUCGAACCUGAUGUAAUACCACCGAAGACAGAAAAAGAUGACAAGAAUAAAAAUAAGAACGUAAAACUAUCACCUGGAAGUGCAGCAAAGAGAAAGAAAAUAUUGCGAGCUUUGAAAGAUGGUGUGGAUGUAUCAGAGUUGCAAAGUUUUGCAAUCAAUAGAGGGGGUUUAUUAACUAAUGAAUUGAGAAAACAAGUUUGGCCAAAACAACUAGGUGUCAAAUUAAAUGAAAUCACACCAAAACCGGCUGAGGAUGUGUUACAUGGACAUAGAGAUUAUGAGCAGGUCGUUAUGGAUGUUAACAGAUCAUUGAAAAGAUUUCCACCUGGUAUGGAUGAUGAUGAAAGAUUUGCUCUACAAGAUAUACUUGUCGAUGUUAUUAUGAGGGUUUUAGUCAAUAAUUCAGAACUUCAUUAUUAUCAGGGUUUUCAUGAUAUUUGUGUAACAUUCCUACUGGUUGUUGAUGAGGAUGUUGCCUUUGCCAUUGUUGAAAAACUGUCCCAAAAACAUUUACGGGAUUUUAUGGAUGUUGAUAUGGACCGGACCAAACAUAUGUUAAACUAUUUAUAUCCUAUUAUUGAUAAAGCUAGUCCCCAACUAUGUGAAUAUAUGGAGAGAGCUGAAACUGGUACAAUAUUCUGCCUCAGUUGGUUGAUUACAUGGUAUGGACAUGUUUUAAAUGAUAUAAAACAUAUUGUUCGACUUUACGACUUUUUUAUUGCCUGCCAUCAACUGAUGCCGAUAUAUUUAGCCGCAGCUAUUGUGUUAUAUAGACAAGAUGAGAUUUUAGAAACAGAAUGUGAGAUGUGUUUUAUUCAUAGUUUAUUAUCACGUAUACCAGAUAAUCUACCUUUUGAACAGUUAAUUAGCAAAGCUGGUGACCUAUAUUUACAGUUUCCACCUGAAGAUCUCGCUUCAGAGGCUGAAUUUAGAAGUCAAGAAAAUGACAACAGAGCCAAAAGACAACGUGCCAAUGGAGUAGCGAAACUACACCGGUGGAGUUGGAGGAACAAUAUUAGAUGGGUGUCGACACAUAUGCCUAAUUAUGGUCGACGUCAUUAUUUGUUGACGACUGCUGUAGCUGCCGUUGUUACUGCUGCUCUGUGUUAUUCUACGACAGAUUGGGGAUGGAUUGAGUGGAGUUGGUUUUAGUCAGGAAGGAUUGUUGGCCAGUAGUUUUGGUGUUGGGUGAUAUAUAUGUUACAAAUGACAUUAUCAAGUUAAAAAUGACCAUUGUUAGACCUAUUUGACUUGGGCCAGAAAUAAAAGUGUUAAUAUAAUGAGAUUUUAUUUGGCAACUUUUGUUGAGAUAUGUUUAUUGAAAAUAUCAGGUUCAUAUAGAAGAAGCCAUUGUGGGAGGAGAUAUAACUGAUUAUGUCAAUACAGUAAGCCAAAUAUGAAACUAAAUUUAGUUAACAAGCCGACUUUUGUUUAAUUUUUCAAAACAAAAAAUGUGUUGUGAUUCACCUUCUCACGGUUUGGUUAUCGAAUCGUGAGAUGCUGAAUCAAUGUAUCACGUUUCUUUUUUUUUUGUCACUUCAGUUACCUGUCAGUCUUAAUUAUACAUGUCACACAUUAUCCAUAGGUACACAAACACACUUAAAUUGUUUUGUUCCUUAUAUUGACCCACAUCAAUAGUGUGAUAUAAAACAGUCUAUUUAUUUCUUCUACAUCGCAGGACCAAAAAUAUCAAUCAUUCAUUUAUCCUGUUGUUUUCAUGGUAAUUAUUGACCUGGUUAUGAAUCGUGAUACGAAUCGUAUUGAGGCACCUGAGUCACAUUACAUAUCGUAUUGUGACUGCAGUGGCAAUACCCAACACUAAAACUUAAUUACUUUUAAUUUCUUUAGUUAAUGUGACAAUGUCUCUUGGGGAUGGAUACUAUCCUGAAAUAUCUCUUGGAGACGGACACCAUCCUGAUUGUCAAAAUAAAAUCUCUUAUAUAAAAAAAAAGAUUGUUACCCAAAAUGCAAUUUCUUGAAUUCUGUUUGGUUGAAAAGUGUCAAAUGAGAAUAAAUCCAAGUAUCCUCAAAUUCUAAACAGAUGUUUUUAUCUGCUAAUUGAAGCUGUAGUUUAGGGCUGGGUAAAAUCUCUUAAUGACCAGGAGGGCACCAGGUUGGGAUUUUAUCAAUCUGAUUAAAAUACAGAUCUAUAUUUCGUUUUAUUUUUUUAUAUUUUCGAUGGCCUACACUACAUGAAACUCUGACAAGCUGUAGCGAUAGGUCACGUCAGAGGUCAUACGAGCGACAUUUGGACCUAUGACGUAAGAAAUAUGAUUAAUCAAUCAGCCAGCAUUGAUGUUACUAGUGGAUUACCCACAGUUCUGUGCAAUACACGCCUAAAGCUCCCCGACGCCGUAACAGACCGUUUCAUUGGAUAAUUCCUCACACCAUUCAGAAUACGUCAAUGAUAACAACUCUUCCAGAUCCUAGUGUAGUAAAGACAAGUAAAACGAAAUUUUGAACUAUAAAAAACGAAACGAAAUAGGAUCUGUGUUUUAAUCAGGUUGGGAUUUUAUUUGACACUAUCUUACUACAUACAUGUAACUAUGAUAGUCCCUUCAUGUGGGUUAGAUCUAUUUCAUAAGGCCAAUUUCAACUUUGGUCAAAGGUCACAAGAUGUAAAUAGGGCUAGAGCUAAUCUCAACCCUAACCUGCACCUAGCCCUAACGCUAACCUACAAUCUACACAACAAUCACGUGCCCUAACCUUAUUUACCUCUCAGCGACCUUGACAAAAUCUUGAGUUGGCCUUAACAAAUAGAUCUAGCCCUAUUCAUGGUUUUAGGUAUAUACAAGUAUAUCACAUAUCAACAUAUAAUAAGCACAUGUUUAGUUUAAUUUAUUAACAUCCUCAAAGGAUAAAAACUAUAAAAUAUAUUUUCUGACAAAAUUUAAUAGUGCUCACAUCGUAUGCUGAUUUUAUUAUUCGAAUACUAAUUGAAAUGAUCAAUUUUUAGGCCAUUUUUGCUGUAUCUUCAGAUUUCUAGAAUUCAAUAUAUAUUUAUGUUAUCUGUUUAUUUUGGGAUAUUGGAUGAUUUCCUUCAAUUAAUAUUCGUAAAUAUAUCACAGCAGACAAAAAACAGACCAAAUCCCUUUAGUUUUAAUUGAAACUGAAUACUAAAAACUCACUCCAAAUAGCCUAGAAAAACUAGGUGAAUUUGGAAAUUUUAAUAUUUUUGUGAGUUCUAACAUUUAAGUUUUGAAACAGUGUUUUGUAAUGCCAACAAUUUUUUAUGAAAUAGGAUGAUAUUAAUAGUUGAUUGUUGCAAGAAAUUGAAAGUUUAGAUAAAUACAGAAUGUAAUUUUAAACUUAUGUGUAAUAUGUAAUAGUAUCUAGUCCAUUCAUUAUAAUACACUAUUUUAUAUCAUAUUUUAAUUUGAUUUCUCUAGAAUCUAAAUUAUCGAAUUUAUCCUAAAUGUACUCCUAAUUUCUUCAAUAGUAAAUGCAUGAAAUAAGACAUUCAUUCAUUCAUUUUUUUGUGGCCAUUAUUUCAUUCACUUUCAUGAAUAAUUAAUGAAGUGGGGUUAAGGUGGUUUGAUUGGCUUGUAUGAUCUACUAUAAUACUAUAAUCUUUAUCUUAAUCUUUAAAGAUGGUGUUUGGCUGGUAGAAUGUUAAAAUAUGUAAACAAAUGAAAUUUUAUUAGCCAUGAGAGAUUUCCAUUAAUCUUUAAAGAUGGUGUUUGGCUGGUACAAUGUUAAGAUAUGUAAACAAAUGAAAUUUUAUUAACAAUGAGAGAUUUCCAUUAAUCUAUUCACAUUUCUUAUAAACACACUGGUUUCAUCACUGUACAUUUAAUUGUCUAAUUAAUUUGAUUAUUGUAUUAACCAAAUAUUUUACCUUUUAUCCAUGUCUUCCUACAUUAGGCCAUACAUAAAAAAUAUUCUGGUUCUUACUCCAUCCAAAAAAUCUGAUGUGGGAGGGAGGUUUUUACUGUUGUGUUUUUAUUUGUCAAAGAAUCACUACUGGGCUAAAUCACUUCUUUUAAACAUUGCAUUUCAAGGCUAGCUCAUCAUGUUUUUUAUAGGGAUAAUGAUCCAGUAACAUUUAUCACGGUUGCACAAUUGAUAAAUAAGCCUAUGGCACAUUUCUGGAUCCUUUCAAAUUUUCUAUAGAGUAACCUCCUGUGACCAAGGAAAAUAUUAAACAGGCAUUAUGUAAGAGCUAAAAAUGCCUAUUACAGGUCUUACUUUGGGUGUUAAAUGUUAUAUAAAUUAUUGAUUAGACGUUAAUUAACUUAUCCAGACCAUAAUCAACUCUUAUUGUCAUCGGAUGGCCCCGAUUUUAUGUAUAUUAGAACGGUUCGGCCAUUUAUUGAUUUAAUUUAAAAAUGGAAAAGCAAGGCUAAGACUUGAAUGACCAGUACGGAGGUUACAAUCAAUGCACACAUCUUGUCAAAACUACAAGCAUUGAUAACUUCGCUCAAAAUAAAGUAAUUGAAUGAAAUUUUCAAUAUAUUCAUUUUGCAUUAUCAUUAUCUAUUUUUGAAAUAUUAUAGCAAAAACGGUCAUCUCUUUAUCUAAAUCUUACAUAAUGCAUCUUUACCUAGACCAUUUUUAUUUUUUAAAAUAAAAACAUGUCUUGCAACCUUUUUCAAGUGAUACAGGAUUGAGAACCAGAAUAUAUUUUUUAUAUGGCCUUAUAUAGUCAUUUUAUUUAAAGCAGCUGAUUGUUAUUUGAAGGAUUUUGGAUCCCGCGCAAACUAUAAUAAGUUGAAUCUCUAGAAGAAAUAUCAGUAGAAAAAUGGUUCAAUUCCAUUCCGUAUUUACAAAGUUAUGAUAAAUUGAAAAUAUUCCAAUAUUCAUCAUGUUGAUAUUAACAAGCACAAUUAGGAUCAUCAACUUUAACUACUGAGAAAAGAUACUUAGCUUGGUUCAAACAAUAAAGCAAAGUUAUGAUGAAUUGAAAAUUUUCCAAUAAUCGUCAUAUUGAUAUUAACAAGCACAAUUAGGAUCAUCAACUUUAACUACUGAGAAAAAAAUACUCAUGUUGGUUCAAACAAGGAUUUCAAACAAUAAAGCAAAGUUAUGAUGAAUUGAAAAUUUUCCAAUAUUCGUCAUAUUGAUAUUAACAAGCACAAUCGGGAUCAUCAACUUUAACUACUGAGACAAAAUACUUGGUUCACACAAGGAUUUGAAACAAUAAAACAAAGUAUAAUAAUAAAGUUACUGACUUCCAUAAUCUAUUUAAAAUGAGAAUACAUAUAUAUCGAUAACUUAUUUCUUCAUAUUUUUCUUGUUAAUUAACUGGCAGGUCCAGUAGACUACUUUCUUUUACAAUUAAGAUAACAAUAUUUAGAAUGUGUACUUAAAUAAAAAGAUGGUUUUGAUGGCCUGGGCCCUGUUUCUCGAAAUCUUAACUAAAGAUAAAAUCCAAACUUUAAUAGAUACUUCAAUUUUGAUUGGCUAAGCACUAAAAUCAAUCUAAUAUUGUCCAAUCAAAUUACUAAAAUUUGAAUUUUAUCUAAGUUAAAAUUUCGUGAAACAGGCCCCUGUUGUUUAAUAAAAAUGUAUUUUGAAGCUAUUAUUUUAUUCAGACGUACUGCUGGUAUAUAGAAUAGAUUACUCCUAACCUUUCUUAACUAAAUUAUGUAUUAUGAUUGUAAGUCUGAUGUCUUUAAUUAGUAUGGCAUGAUUCAACAAUCUGGCAGGGACAUUUCAACAACAAACGAAGUAUGAAAUGAAAUGUGGUUUAAUGUCCUACUGUUCUUCUCUGACUGGGCUAAUAAAGACAGACGAUCUAUAAAAAAAAUACAUGUAUUUUAGUCAGCUACUAAAAAAAGUAUAAUUCAAAACUCUGGGUUUUUUGUCUAAAUUAUGGCUCUGACGUCUUUUAAUUGAAAGGCAAGUUUCAAAAUUCUUUCAAGGACAACUCUCUUUUCAAAAAAUUGAGUCCAAUUUGUUUUAAAAAUACAUGUACUUUAGUCUAAUUCCUACUAAAUGUAAUUUAAAAUUCUUUUCUUAACAUAUUUCUUCACAUCUAUGACAUUGUAAAUACAUGUAGAUUAUUCCAUGAAUAAUUCAAAGAUAUGUAGAUAAGUGUUAAAUAUUUUGUUGAAAUAAAAAAAAAAAUGUGAUUUGUUC
Patella vulgata (common limpet) is the source of this 6321-nucleotide messenger RNA. RefSeq names its product TBC1 domain family member 20. The transcript is spliced from 10 exons. Lineage: Eukaryota; Metazoa; Mollusca; Gastropoda; Patellidae. The coding region runs from base 142 to 1392 and encodes 416 amino acids. Gene Ontology annotation, molecular function: GTPase activator activity. The record is from RefSeq and is a predicted model, not a curated record. Gene Ontology annotation, biological process: positive regulation of GTPase activity; endoplasmic reticulum to Golgi vesicle-mediated transport. Gene Ontology annotation, cellular component: endoplasmic reticulum membrane.